Messenger RNA from Dictyostelium purpureum, 1000 nucleotides. RefSeq lists its product as uncharacterized. NCBI's taxonomy places the organism in Eukaryota, Evosea, Eumycetozoa, Dictyosteliales, Dictyosteliaceae. Bases 6 to 911 code for a protein of 301 amino acids. The transcript is spliced from 2 exons. The record is from RefSeq and is a predicted model, not a curated record.
AUAAAAUGAGAUUUUUAUUAUUAGUUGCAUUUUUAGCAUUAAUUUCAAUCGUUAGAGGAAAUUUAUACGGUGUAUGGCAAACCAAUAACAUCGCCAAUUUUGGUGUUAUUAACCAACAAGGUCAAACCUCAUUGAAAUUAGAAUUCCCAAAUUUCGUUAAUACCCGUCCAGAUAACAGUGCCAUGAAUAACUUAACCACUAUUAUGACAUUCGUUUUAGCCCAAAAUGGUACCGAAUAUUUAGUUACCGUCAAUGUUGCCAAAAAUAAAGUUAUCUACUUUGUCCCAAUUCCAAGCAAUUUAGGUCAAAUCGAAGGUCUUAGAUAUGAUAGUGACGUUAAUUCAUUAAAAGUAUGUAUUCCAACUAACAAUAAUACCUACAUUGUUGGUGAAAUGGAUCCAGCCUCAGCCUCAUAUGAUGUUUAUGGUUAUGUUGAAGGUGUUUUAAUCGGUGUUGGUCUUUCAACCUACAACCAUACCUAUUAUGUUGUCACUGCCUCAACUUCAGAAACCACUUUAUCAAAAUUCGAUACUCGUUCAGCCCAACACAUUGGUGAUGUCGAAUUAAUUAUCCCACAACAAGUUACCUCAGGUCCAUACAACCUUCUUUACAUUCCAGCUUUAGACGAAAUUGUUGGUAAUGUUGUUGUCACUGAUUCAAACGGUAACUCUGGUCAAGAUUACGCCAUUAUUGACCCAGAAACCGGUGCUGUUAAACCACUCGGUAUUUUCUCACCAGCCGAUCAAGUUAAUGUCAUCACCCACGCUGCCCACCAAAACAUUCUCUAUGCCACCGUUAACUAUAACGCUGUUUUACAAUUCAUCUCAAUCGAUCUUAGCCAACAAAAAGUCGUUUCACAAACUCCAGAAGGUACUUUUGUAGUCUCAAUGGGUUAUUUCACUAAUGUUUAAAAAAAAAGAAAAAAGUUGUAUUGUAAAAUAUCACUAUAAUAUAAAUUAUAUUUAAAUCCGAAAAAUAAAAUAAAAAAAAAAAAAAUUUU